Messenger RNA from Rotaria sp. Silwood2, 282 nucleotides. The record is from the annotation of a GenBank genome assembly. Lineage: Eukaryota; Metazoa; Rotifera; Eurotatoria; Philodinida; Philodinidae.
AUGAUACGGCCUGAAAUACAUGAACGAACCGAAAAUACGAUUCUGAAUUCAUCAUGUGUUGAUGAAGAUAGUGAUGCUGCUGGUGAUAUAAAGUCAUUUUUCUUCGAAUCAAAGGAUGAUUUACCACCGUUUUCUGGUAGCGAUUCGAGAUUAGAUGAACAUCAUAUUUUAAAUGAACCGUUUGCUGUAGUUACUGAUUCGGCAACAAAUCGUGAAAAUAGUCAAGUAUUGGAAGGUACGAGACAAGCAAAAGCCUCAUCGUUAACACCAUUGAAUCUUUAA